Molecule: messenger RNA, 1948 nt
Organism: Daphnia magna
Lineage: Eukaryota; Metazoa; Arthropoda; Branchiopoda; Diplostraca; Daphniidae
Product: BTB/POZ domain-containing protein KCTD3-like
Exons: 12
Coding region: 1-1896 (631 amino acids)
Biological process (GO): protein homooligomerization
Molecular function (GO): protein binding
Source: RefSeq, a predicted model, not a curated record
AUGUUUGUGUAUCACAGGCAAUAUCGUGGACGUUAUUUUGGUGCAAAUUAUUGGCUUCCUCAUCAUCUAUCUAACGUAUCUAUACCAGUUCAUGAUGGAGCACUUCGGAUUCAAUGGCUGGAUGGUAUCCCCAAAUGUCAUUGCUGGGUACCCCAUCCUGGCACCAACCCUCAAGUAUUUUUGCAGCUUUAUAGCGUAGCCGAGAAGCGUAUUGAGGCAACAGGUGCACUUUUGGGAGGCAUAGCUAUUGAACACAGCCGUAAUCUGUGUAACACAAAUAAAGAUGGCGUGGUUCCUCUCAGAGAUAUACAAGACUCAUCAUCAUACGAAUUGGUUGGUUUCAGAUUUAGUACUUCCAGACAAACCUUAACAUGGAUUCCAGAUACUUUCUUUACCUCACUGUUAAGUGGCAGGAUUGGCACACUAGUGGAUGACAGGGGACCCAUUUUCAUUGACAGAGAUCCCACUGUGUUCACCCAUGUUUUGAAUUAUCUUCAUACAAAAGAAAUCCAUUUGACUGAAGGAAUUGGAAUGAGAGGACUUUUGCAUGAAGCUGAGUUCUAUGGAAUCACUCCACUCACUCAACAGUUGAAAUUAGUUCAAGAACUGGAGCAUUCUUCUUGUGGCGAUGUACUUUACUAUGAAUGCCUGAAUCCACCAAGUGUCCCAUUUCCAGUUAUAAGAACUAAUGAAGAUGGAGAAGCUAAUCUUGCAGGUGAUGGAUUGGAACAACAACAACAGAAUUGUAAUACACCAAGACAAUCUACCUUAGAUCUCAGCAGAACAUUGGUGCCCCCAAGGGUCAGCAGUAGUUCAAGAAAUGGCCAUGUUGUGAUGAACAGGACGCAUUCCCGUUCGUCAUCCCUUGAUUUACGAUUGAACUCUUUACGGAGACAAGAGGGUGGAAUAGGAGCCGGUUCCCACAAUCAUUUGGCAGCGUGGUUCGGAGGUUUGCAUGUUCGCUCUUCCAUCGAUCCUCUACGAGUAAAUCUCAUCAAAGCUCAUCACAAAUGGAUCUUGAUUGCCUACGCUCAUAUGAUCACUUGCCACAAAUGUAAAGGUGCUGGAGGUUGGCAUCUUGUUUUUACCAGCCCUUGGAUGGAUAAUCAAAUUGACCGGGUGGCCUUAAAUGCGCGGAUGACAAGAAGUGGGGGUCAAAAUCAGGCACCCAAUUCCUCGUCCAAUUCCUUCGAAACUGAAAUGGUCGCUUUGGCUUCAGGGACCACCAUCCGACUAUUGGCGAUCGCCGAUGAUGGACAGCGGAAUGAUAUAGGAACCUUCAACAUACACGUCUUGGUAGAAUCUCUAUUUUUCAUUGAUAGCCAAGUAGUGGCUCUUUCUCGCCCACCUGUCGGCAAAAUUGGAGUUUGGCAUUCCAUGACUCGGCAUUGGCAAAUCCAGGACGUCACCCCAGUUUCAUCGUACGAUACAGCUGGGUCUUUACUUCUUCUAGGAUGCUGCAACGGGUCUAUAUGUUUCAUAGACGUGCAAAAAUUCCCACUGAGAAUGAAGGAUAAUGAUCUUGUAACUGAGUUGUAUCGCAACCCAAUGCCAGAGGCCAUCACUUCCAUCUCAGUUUAUCUGACUCCUAAAACGAAUCACAUAGGCAUGUUCGGCAGUUGGAUUCAAAUCGCCUACGAAACUAGUUCAGGAGCUAUGAGAAUGAUAGUACAGUAUCCCGAAACAGUGGGUCAUGGACCUCAACUCUUUCAGACUUUCAUCAUACACCGUUCGCCUAUCAAUAAAGUCAGGCUUUCUGAGAAAUACUUCGUCUCCGUCUGUAGCGAGUAUAACCACGUCCGGACAUGGAGCGUCACUCGAUUCAGAGGAAUGAUUUCCACUCAACCCGGAUCCACCCUGGAGCAGCACAACAUGCUACUCUUGGUAAAGAAUUGAAAUUGUUUCUAGGGGGGGGGGAAUCCAUUUUUUGUGAAAACCGGCCUUAAUU